Sesamum indicum (sesame) is the source of this 4100-nucleotide messenger RNA. Its product is annotated as DNA topoisomerase 4 subunit B (DUF810). The record is from RefSeq and is a predicted model, not a curated record. Lineage: Eukaryota; Viridiplantae; Streptophyta; Magnoliopsida; Lamiales; Pedaliaceae.
AAAGGAAAGACUUUGGCUUUAUGCCGUCGGGAGUCGGCUUUUCGCGCUCCUCGAAAAAACACUCUUUUUGUCCCAUAAUAAUUCUCGUUUCUUGUUUCAUCGUUCACACCGAAGACCUCUCUCACCCUCUGUGCCCAAGAAUUUUUGAAUGGAGUCCUCGAAUCCUCUGUUGCGGAGGUACCGCAGCGAUCGUCGGAAGCUACUGGAGUUCCUGAUGUCAUCCGGCAUCAUCGGAAAGAUUACAACUCCGGCGGGACCUACUACCUCCUUUUCCAACAUCGACUUUGAUGCUAUCAGCAUUGAUUACGUUCUUGAAUGUGUUGAGUCUGGUGGCGUGCUUGAUGUUUCUGAAGCAACUAAGAGAUAUUACUUCGACUCUACACAUCCAGUAAUGAGGCACUUGCAAUCAGGGGAUGUUUUUUAUCUUCAUUCAGAUCCAGAUGCAGCUGGAUCUCCACCUCAUCGAGUUCCACCACCAAUUAUCACGAACCAAAGGGAGUUUGUCGAAUCACGCAAUUCUCAAUGGUCAAAUCCAGCUGGUGAAAGAUCACAGUUACCCUCUAAGCAAGCAACUGCAGCUCCAGAUAUAAAUUCCCUGCAUAACGCAAGUAUUCUUUCAGUAGGUUUGCCAACUCUUAAAACAGGUCUACUGGAUGAUGACAUGCAGGAAUCUGCUUAUGAAGUGUUUCUUGCAUGUAUGCUGUUUUCUGGGGUGGAAAUACACUCGACUGAGGGUAAAAAGAGAGAAAAAAGUUCUAAGUUUCUUGCAGGGUUGAAGAAUAGAAGAGAUAAACGGCAUACAGAACGACAUAUAGAAUCCGAAUCUCCUGAAAGGCAUUUCAAGGUCCUUGACACCAUUCGCAUACAAAUGCAGAUCUCAGAAGCAGCAGAUACAUUUAUUAGACGAAGAUUGACACAGUUUGCGACAGGGAAAUCUUGCGAAUCAAUUGAUAUUCCACAAUUGUCAUUGGUGCUUCUUACUGGUGCAUUAAGAUCUGAUUUUCCAAGUGAGAAAUCAUACCUGAAGUGGAAGAACAGACAAGCAAGUGUUUUCGAAGAACUAGUUUCUUCUGAUGAUAGGAAGACCGAAAAGCAGCUGAUUGGAACUUCACUUGAAAAAAUUAGAAAUGCACAGGAAUGGGAUAUUAAGAUGUCUCCUUCUCAACGGAGUGAUGUUCUUUUAACUCUUCGACAAGUUGCUUUGGCAUUCUCAUCCAUACCUGGGCGCUUUGGGGUGGAGGGAGAAACAUACUAUUGGACAACUGGUUAUCAUUUGAACAUUAGACUCUACGAGAAGUUACUCUGUGGUGUAUUUGACAUUUUGGAGGAUGGCCAGCUCAUAGAGGAAGCAGAAGAGGUCCUGAAAUUGAUGAAGUUGACUUGGUCAAUGUUGGGCAUCACAGAGAGGCUGCAUCAUGCAUUAUUUGCAUGGGUGCUUUUUAAACAGUUCGUUGCAACCGAGGAGGCAGUACUAUUGGACUAUGCAAUUUGUGAAGUUGAGAGAGUUCUAUCUGCUGGAGUUUAUGAUGACAAGGAAGUGGCUUAUUUGAAGAGCCUGACAUGUUUCACCAUUGGCAAUGGAUGUGAGAUUAGAUUGAAUUUGCUCCAGUCUAUAUUUUCAUCAAUUACCUCUUGGUGCGAGAGUAAAUUGCUGGAUUAUCACCUACAUUUUAGUCAGAAAUCAUCAUUCUUUGAGAGGGUGUUGACAUUGGUAUUGUCUGCUGGGGUUCAGGAUUUUGUUCCACAUGGAAAUAACCAGUUUGCAGGAUCUUGCCUUCCUGAUGAGAUGGCCCGUGAAAAGAUCAAAAAGUAUGUCGAGAAAUCUUUGGAUGCUGCAUGCAAGAGGGUAACUGAACUUACUACUAUUGGGUCUGCCAAAGAUAAGAUGCAUCCACUUGCAAUCCUUGCAAGUGAACUUAGAUUGAUUGCUGAGAAGGAUCUUUCGCUAUUUGCCCCAGUAUUACGUCGUUGGUACCCCAGAUGCGCUAUAGUCUCAGCAAAAACGUUGCACCAGUUUUAUGGUGAAAGACUGAAGCCGUUUCUCAAGGAUAUUACAUGCCUCACCGACGAUGUCAGGAAAGUGCUUCCUGCUGCUUAUGCGUUGGAGCGUUGCCUUAUUCAGCUUUAUUCUUCAGCUUGUGAAGGAAAUGAUUCACAAUAUUGCCAAGAAUUUGACCAUUACCCGAUUGCUGAAAUUUCAAGGUCCAUCAUUCUAGAUUGGGUGGUCGCACAACACGACAGAAUUCUGGAAUGGACUGGACGAGCUUUUGAUCUUGAGGAUUGGGAACCUUUAUCAUUUCAGCAAAAACAGGCAGCUUCAGCAGUUGAAGUGUUUAGGAUCAUAGAGGAGACAGUAGAUCAAUUUUUUGAGUGGAGUCUUCCAAUGGACAUCACUCAUUUACAAGCUCUACUAUCCAUUAUUUUCCACAGCCUGGACAAUUAUUUGGUGAAAGUGGUUAGCCAGUUGGUUGAGAAGCAAAGCUUGUAUCCUCCUACUCCUCCACUGACUCGUUACAAGGAAGCAACAUUUCCUAUUGUCAAGAAAAAGGCAGUGGAGAGUUUCAUUAUAGAUGAUGAAAUAUAUAAACAGUUAGAUGAAUUGACCGCUUCCAAGCUUUGUAUCAGAUUGAAUACUUUCCGAUAUUUUCAAAAACAAAUCUCUGCUCUUGAAGAUGGCAUUAGAAAGUCGUGGGUAUCCGUCACAUCAUACCAAACAGACCGACAUUGUCUUCAAGCUUAUUCUCCAUUUCACUCAGCAACAGGAAAAACUUCUGGGAAUUCUGAGACAACAGAUGUGAAUGCUGAAUCAGUUUCUGAGCUUUUUGUUGCCACACUGGACUGCAUCAGGGAUUCUGCUGCUAAUGCAAUUAGAAAGACCAGCGAUUUUCUUGGAACCAAAAUUGUGUUCUGGGACAUGAGAGAUUCAUUCCUAUAUUAUUUGUAUCAUGGAGGUGUUGAAGGAAAUCGCUUAGAUGAUGUACUUCCGCAAUUUGAUAGCGUCCUCAAUAAUAUAUGUGGUUUGGUUGAUGAUACGAUCAGAGACCUCGUGGUGUCAAACAUCUGGAAGGCAUCACUAGAAGGAUUUAUGUGGGUGUUGCUCGAUGGAGGCCCUUCACGUGCAUUUUCUGAUACAGAUAUUCCCAUGAUUGAAGAAGAUUUCAAUAUGUUAAAGGACUUGUUUGUCGCUGAUGGAGAAGGCCUUCCUCGUUCAUUAGUUGAGGAGCAAGCAAAGUUUUACCAUCAAAUUCUGAACUUGUUUUCCCUGAAGACUGAAUCGUUAAUACGGAUGUUGAUGGCAUCCAGUGAACACAUUUCAGUAGGUGUAAGUAGUCAUAAGUAUGGGCAACGAUAUCUAGGGGAUGCUCACACUUUGAUACGUGUAUUAUGCCACAAGAAGGACAGGGAAGCUUCAACGUUCUUGAAAACGCAUUAUCGGCUUCCGUCAUCUUCUGAGUAUGAUGAUGAGACUGCGGUCGAAAACUCCAGCUUCAGUUCACCUCUCGCUUCAGAUAUCUGGAAGCGAAGUACAUCUUUUAGUUGGUCCGAGAAAGGUCAUAGCAGCUUCAGGUCUAUAAAGAAGAAGCUUCAAGAAGCCACAUGGAAAUGAAAAACACGUGGUGGCUUAGCUGAUUACUGCUACAAUCAGAAGCAUCCACGUCACUGAAUCAUACAAGCUACAAACAUCUGGAAACGGGCGACAAAACUCUGGGGCCUUACGCAGCAAGUGAAGAACUGUACAGCUCGCAGGUAACUUUGUGUAGAGACAAGAGCAGAGUGUCUGAAACAGAAGGCAUGCAUGGAGCAAUUUGCUUUGCCAUAUCACUGAGAUUGAUCUUGUUUCAGUUACUGGUUUCGGAAAGGACCAGUUCACGAUCAUCGAGUUUUUCGUGAUGGAUUAGUCCAUAAUAAAGUGGUAUCAGAACAGGAUUCCAUGUUCGUGUGUUUAAGUGUUUGAGGGCUCACAACGGAUGAGCGUGUUUGAAUUGGAUGGUAGAGAAUAUAAUAAUAUGAUCAUAUGAUCGAACAUCACAUUGUUCUUUUAUUUUUUUAAUUAACUUCAAAUUAGUCUCUUUACAAUGAUUUUUCGGCAUUAAUUUGCA